AUGCAAGUGGAAUCUCCAAUAAUCAAGAAUCGUGUGAGUUUUGCAGAUCCUUUGGUUACGGUACCUGACACGGAAGAGUAUUCGUUGGCACUCAAGUAUUUUGACAAGGCGUUGCAGCGGGUAGGUCCCUUUGAUGCUGAAGGGUUUGCGUUGCCGGGCAAUAACUUAAUGGUGCCGUAUUACUCGCCCACUUUAGAAGGUGGGGUGUUUGCCUUGGACACUUGGUUUGGGAGGUGGUAUAUGAAUUCUUUGUUCUCCAAGUUGGAUGCUGUUGUCCAGAGGGUCAAGUCGGAUAGGGCCACUGCGACGCUUGUGGUGCCGUAUCAUCCGGAGGCUGCUUGGUUUAAGCAGAUGGUACCUUUGUUGGCGGAUACGCCGAUUGUUAUCCCACCUGCGCAUGGGGUGUUCUUGAAGCAUGGGCGUGAGCCCAUGUCGCCGCCGCCGUUUGUGACGUUGAUUUGUCAUCUUAGUCCUCGUUGUGAGAAGUUCACUCUGGCUGAGAGGUUUUGGGCGACGGUGGAUGCGCAUCGGCCGGUGACCAGUGCUUUGGUUGGAGCGUUGACGACGCGACCGGAUGAUUUGGAGUCCUGUAUGGUGCAGGAUCGGCUGGCUCCGGCAGUGGCUGGUGUGGUUGAGAAGCCUGUUCGUUGUGGACGUGGUCCCACGCUGGGGGGUUUUGCCUUAAAACCAAUUGAGCAUGUGGUUGGGUCGUGUACAUUCAUGGCAACCACCGUCAUGUCUGGGGAGUUGGUAUUGGAGGAGUCCGUGAGUCGAGCUGAGCGCGAGUAUGAGGCGCAUCAGGCGCGGACGGUGGCCGUCAUGACUCGGGCGCAGCGGUUGAGGGCCUCUGCAGCUGAGGCGGAUGUGGCUGCCAGUGAGGAGCCACUGGUUGAGGAGCCGGCGUUGUUGUUGUCCAGGGCUCGGGAGCAGUUGGCAGCGCCUGAGGCCUGGCUUGCCAGUCUUUGGGCCACGCACAGAGAAGGAGUUUCUAGAAGAUGUACGGUGUGGAUUGUAUGGUAUUGA
This is a messenger RNA of Sphaeroforma arctica JP610, 1023 nucleotides long. RefSeq lists its product as hypothetical. NCBI's taxonomy places the organism in Eukaryota, Ichthyosporea, Ichthyophonida. The coding region runs from base 1 to 1023 and encodes 340 amino acids. The record is from RefSeq and is a predicted model, not a curated record. The transcript has a single exon.